Molecule: messenger RNA, 1005 nt
Organism: Mollisia scopiformis
Lineage: Eukaryota; Fungi; Ascomycota; Leotiomycetes; Helotiales; Mollisiaceae
Exons: 2
Coding region: 120-950 (276 amino acids)
Source: RefSeq, a predicted model, not a curated record
AUGCUUCUUCAAGUCUUUGGAGAAAUUAUUUGUGAACAAUCUAUUGGUUGCAUUUUGCGGUACGUUUGAGCACGAUCCACAGCGCUGGCGGCAAUAUUGUUUGUUAAUCAUCAAUACUCAUGAUGGAAAACUGGUCGAACGCGUCCUUCCCACUAUUCUGCCGUCUACCACUCGAGAUCCGCACGAUGAUUUGGAACCACGUCCUCCCUCCUCCACAUCACCAGAGUCUCGACAUAUCGGAUAGCAUCUACCUUCAGCAUGGUGAUCAUGAGUACAACGCAGAGCGUCUACGCUGCUCUCGAGCCGCUCUUGGGACCUGCGUCGAAUCAAGAACUCUGUUCAUGAAGCAACAUGCUGUUUUUAGUCGUCGCAAGGCACUCGUGAGCGGGAUCGCACAGUCGUUCACCCGGAUAUAUGGGAUUCCCUUCACCGAACCGUCAACACCUCAAUGCGCCGAGUAUAUCGGGCGACCAAACGUUGUACAACGGUGCCGCGAUACUUAUUUCGUUUCUCACGGUUUGGGUUGGAACACACGCAUGAGGAUAUAUAUCGAUGGCAUCGAGGAACUCGUGCCUGGUUUGCUCUCUUCGAUUCGAACGGUGGAGGCCCGCGAAGUGGAUUGGAUGGACCCCAAUCUUUUCCCGAGCCGCGACGACGACGACGACGAUUCACACGGAUGGCAGCUCUGGUGGCUAGUGCGGCUUUCGGGACUGCAAAAUGUUUGCUUUACAGGGUGUCGAAUCAAUCUCAAAGAAUGGGAUGGGAAGGAGGGAUUCUUGACGAAGGUCGAAAAACAUUUGAGAAUGAGAAUGACGGGCGAGUCAAGGUCUCUGAAUGUGACAAUAAGGGAUUGGCAACCUUUGCAGCUUGAUGUACCAUUUAAUUUUGAUGCAGUGUCGCAUUCAGUAAGAACUUUUCAAGUGGGUAAACCGGAAACUGCGGUUGGCUAGUAAAUCAAUGUAUUAGGAUGGUCUGAAAAUGCAGGUCGAUGAUCCUCAGCGCCGG